AACUCCACCUCCCUCCUUCUCUCCCUCUUUCUCUCCCUCCUCUCUGUCCCUCCAUCCCUCUUACUUUCACUGCUGUACAGCUGGCAAUUUAUAGACAAAAGGACGGUAGUGAUUAUGGACCAUUAGGCGCUUUUCCCCGUAAAGAUUUUUUUCUAAAUUAGGCAGACGGUCUGGAUGACCCCCUUCUGUCGGACGAAGGAUAUCCGUGGCUGCAUAAUUAGUAGCCAAUUGGCCAGAAAUUGGAGUUAUCACGACUGAGCGGAUAAAAAAAGUAUACGGAACUUUGAAACCGGCUGUCUGGAGUCACACUGGUUAACUAAUGGAUCCCUGUCAUUGGUGGAGGUAUACAGUCACACUCCUGUUAGGGGUGUGGUCUACACUGUGUCUGGCUCAGACCACACCCCCAAUACAGACCACACCCCCUACAAAAUCCACACCUGCUCCCACGCAACAGUCUGAGCGCCUCAAGUUCCGCUUGGCUGGUUACCCCCGGAAACACAACGAGGGGCGCAUUGAGGUGUUCUAUAAGGGCGAGUGGGGAACCAUCUGCGACGAUGACUUCACGUUGUCCAAUGCCCAGGUUCUCUGUCGACAGCUGGGCUUUGUUGCCGCUACUGGCUGGGCACACAGUGCCAAAUAUGGAAAAGGAGCAGGCAAGAUCUGGCUGGACAACGUCCAGUGCGGUGGCAGCGAGACGAGCAUAUCCGUGUGCAAGUCACGAGGCUGGGGAAACAGCGACUGCACACACGACGAGGACGCUGGAGUCAUCUGCAAGGAUGAGAGACUUCCAGGAUUCGUUGACACUGAAAAUGUCAUCGAGGCUCUCUCAGGGCAGGGGGACGACUACCACAUCGAGGAAGUGCGUCUGCGUCCUGUGGUUGCCACAGCGAAGCGGCGUCUCCCGGUAACGGAGGGCGUGGUGGAGGUGCGCUACAAGAACAACUGGUCUCAGGUGUGUGACCGCGGCUGGACCCACAAGAACUCCCGCGUCAUCUGCGGCUUGAUGGGGUUCCCCCACGAGAGGAAGGUUAACAAGAACUUCUACAGGCUGUACACGGAGCGUCAGAAGAGUCACUUCCUGGUUCACUCGGUGGCCUGUCUGGGCACUGAGGUGCACUUGGCGGCGUGCCCGCUGGAGUUUAAUAAGGGCAACAGCAGCAUGGGGGCCUGCGAGGACGGAAUGCCCGCAGUGGUCAGUUGCGUGGCAGGGCCCCUGUACACACACAACGUUGCUUUGAAGAAGAAGCUCAAGGUUUCGAAAAACGUCCGGCUGAAGGGCGGCACGCAUCCGGCCGAGGGCCGUGUGGAGGUGAUGAGGGGGGGCAAGUGGGGGACGGUGUGUGACGACCGCUGGAACCUGCAGUCGGCCAGCGUGGUGUGCAGAGAGCUGGGCUUCGGCUCGGCCAAGGAGGCCCUCACUGGAGCACGCAUGGGGCAGGGCGUGGGUCCGAUCCACAUGAAUGAGGUGCAGUGUACUGGGCAGGAGCGCUCCAUCUGGAGCUGCGGCUAUAAGAACAUCACAGAGGAGGACUGCAUGCACACAGAGGACGCGUCUGUGCGCUGCAACACCCCCUACAUGGGCUACGAGAAAACGGUGCGUAUUGGCGGGGGCCGCUCGCGGUACGAGGGGCGCGUGGAGGUGCUCCAGACUCUCCCCAACGGGACCCAGCGCUGGGGGCUGCUCUGCGGAGACGGCUGGAACACUAAGCAGGCCAUGGUGGUGUGCAGGCAGCUGGGCCUGGGAUACGCCAACCAUGGACUGAAAGUGCGUGUGCGGGGCGGGCGCUCCUCGUUUGAGGGCCGGGUGGAGGUGCGGGUGGGCGAGCGCUGGGGAGCGCUGUGCAGUCAGGGCUGGAGCACCAGGGAGGCCACGGUGGCCUGCAGACAGCUAGGGCUCGGAUACUCCAUGCAUGCCAUCAAUGAAACGUGGUACUGGGACGGCAGUAAUGUGACUGACAUGGUGUGGAGUGGGGUGCAGUGCACGGGGAAUGAGAUGUCCCUCACGCAGUGCCAGAGACACAAAGUCUUCAACUGCCAGAAAUCCGCCGCCAGGUUCUCAGCUGGAGUUAUCUGCUCAGAGACGGCGUCUGACCUGGUGCUGAACGCGACCCUGGUGCAGCAGUCGGUGUACAUCGAGGACCGUCCGCUGCACAUGCUGUACUGCGCGGCGGAGGAGGACUGCCUGUCCAAGACGGCCGCCCAGGCCAACUGGCCCUACGGCCACCGCCGCCUGCUGCGCUUCUCCUCCCAGAUCCACAACGUCGGCCGCGCCGACUUCCGGCCCAAGCUCGGCAGGCACUCCUGGGUGUGGCACGCGUGUCACGGGCAUUAUCACAGCAUGGACAUAUUUACUCAUUAUGACAUACUGUCAGUUAAUGGCACAAGGAUGGCCGAGGGACACAAAGCAAGCUUCUGCCUGGAGGAUUCUGAUUGCGCGGAGGGCAUCUCUAAGCGAUACGAGUGUGCUAACUUUGGUGAGCAGGGUAUCACAGUGGGAUGCUGGGAUCUCUAUCGCCAUGACAUUGACUGCCAAUGGAUUGACAUCACAGAUGUGAAACCAGGAAACUACAUUCUACAGGUCGUGAUAAAUCCAAACCAAGAGGUGUCAGAGAUGGAUUACACAAACAACGCCAUGAAGUGUAGCUGCAAGUAUGACGGCCAUAGGAUCUGGGUGCAUAACUGUCACAUGGGUGAUGCCUUUAGUGACGAGGUGGAGAGGAAAUUUGAGAAAUAUCCUGGACAGUUCAACAACCAGAUCACGAAUUAGCACACAUGCUCUAUCACUCUGAAGAGACACACGGCAAAUUCACACCAAUCAUGCACACGAUCAUACACAAGACAUUCUAUCAAUAUCUGACUUGUUACAUAGGCAUUCAUUCAUACAAUUUUGUAUAGAGAUCUACAUACUCCAUGAUACAGAACAGCACAAUCAUAUACAUUAUGCAUAUUCAAAUGGUUCUUGUGGCAUUAUGUUGCAACGGCUUUCAUAGCUGAUGUGUGUGUGUGUGUGUGUGUGUGUGUGUGUAUGUGUUUGUGUGUGUGUGCGUGUGUGUGUAUCCAGGAGUUUUAUUACUUGAAUUCUCCGCUCCAGUCCAUAUGUCAAGGGACCAUUGUUGUGUGAAAAUAUCCUUUACGGUGCUUUGUUUGAAUGUUUGUAUGUUUACGUCCCUACGCUCUACAGGUAUUUUCGAGUUGUCAUGUGUGGUUGAUGAAGAAACACUUUGAGUGAAUGAAUGAAUGUUUUUUUUAAGCUAAAAGUAAAACUAUGAAUAUAAAUGUUGUUCUGUUUGGAAUACUAUGUCCAUGAUCUCAUUCCAAUAUAUUUCAGUACAGCUUAAUCACAGGGAUGCACAUGCCAUCUGGUCACAUUUCCUUUAUUUGAAGGUAUAAUAAAAAAGUUACAGUUGUUUA
Messenger RNA from Sardina pilchardus (European sardine), 3411 nucleotides. It is a transcript of the gene loxl3b, whose product is annotated as lysyl oxidase-like 3b. The record is from RefSeq and is a predicted model, not a curated record. Lineage: Eukaryota; Metazoa; Chordata; Actinopteri; Clupeiformes; Clupeidae. Gene Ontology annotation, molecular function: protein-lysine 6-oxidase activity; copper ion binding. The transcript has 15 exons. Gene Ontology annotation, cellular component: membrane. Bases 320 to 2767 code for a protein of 815 amino acids. Gene Ontology annotation, biological process: peptidyl-lysine oxidation; collagen fibril organization.